AGGAGUGAGGCCUAGAGCAAAGAAACGCAAAUAUAAGAAUGGAAAAAGAUACGCUUCUUCGACGUUUUAACAACAAAAAUAAAGGUUAGCUAUUUGCCUUUUGACAAAAAAAAAAAAAAAUGUAACAAAACUCAAUAUAAUUUUUUUCCCUAAACCUUAUCCCACUUAGAAAGGCCAGUUGCUGUAUUUCCUAAAAAGGGGCAUGGCUUUGGUUAAUCCUUCCUGUUUUUGUUUGGUAAUGCCCGCUGACGUCUACCCUCUAUGGAUACUGGUCAUUUUUCAAGGCAAACAUGUGGUAAGUUUAUUUGUUUGCUAAAUCAAUAUCAAGUCUUGAUUCGGCAGGGGCAGGGGCAGCCUUCUCUAAUCACUUUUCCUACAUUUUAUUUUAUUUAUUUAUUUAUGGCUUUGUUCUGCAAUUUUAUAACUAUUAAAAAAAAAAAAAAAAAGUCUCAAAUUGGUGCUUAAAAAUAUACUACUAGUAGUUGCAACAAUCUCCAAAACCCUUUAUUGAUGGGGGCAAAAAUAAAGUUCCUGUAGCUGCAGUUUCUUAUUUUUACAAUGGCUGCAACAGCAUCAAUUGCAACUUCAUCACUGCUAUUAGCGUCCUCUCUGAGGAAAACCUAUCUCAAUAUCUUUCCCACCCAAUUACCUUCUCCCGCUGCUUGUAGCAACCAAUCUCUUUUCAGGUCAAGUUUUCAAAACGGGCAGCAUAAUCCUCUUCCUUUGACCAAAACAAGAGCUUCCUCAAAUGGGUUUCUUGAUACAGCUUAUACAAGCAGAGAAGAGGAGAUUUUACCUUUUUCUGAGGCGAAGCCAUUGAAAUUCCUCGUCUGGGUUGUGUUCUGGGCUUCCUUAUCUCUAGUUUGGUAUGCUGCGUCUGGGGAUGCUAAUGCCGCUACUGCUGCUGCUGACUCCAUUAGAGCUUCCGGCUUUGGCCUCAAGAUUGCUAGUGCUUUGCGUGGCUCGGGCUGGCCCGAUGAGGCUGUGGUGUUUACUCUUGCAACACUUCCUAUUCUUGAGCUUCGAGGAGCUAUUCCUGUUGGUUACUGGAUGCAACUCAAGCCUACACUCUUGACAAUCUUAUCAAUUCUUGGGAAUAUGGUUCCAGUGCCCUUCAUUAUACUUUACCUUAAGAGAUUUGCUACUUUUCUUGCUGGAAAGAACCAGUCUGCAUCUCGGUUGCUUAACAUGGUGUUUGAGAAGGCCAAACAGAAGGCUGGUCCUGUGGAAGAAUUUCAAUGGCUUGGGCUGAUGCUUUUUGUGGCUGUUCCUUUCCCUGGAACAGGAGCAUGGACUGGAGCCAUCAUAGCUUCUAUUCUUGAUAUGCCCUUCUGGUCAGCUGUAUCAGCCAAUUUCUUUGGUGUUGUGUUGGCUGGGCUUCUGGUAAACUUGGUGGUGAACCUGGGUCUCAAGUAUGCCAUUGUUACUGGUGCUUUGAUUGGGUGGGAACUUCAUAUGCUUAAACUCGAUAAACAAUCAUCCUUUCUGAGCUGGAUUGCCUGCCCAAUCUCCUCCCAAGUUGUCCUUGAAAGAGGGAGGCAAGGUAUUUGGGAAAUUAAAGUACAUUUCCACUGCUGUGAUAGGUGAAGCUUUCGAAUAACUCACAUAUCUGACUCACAUCUAGAAACUAUAUAGUAGCAAUUUGUUUAGAUAAUUCUCCGACCAGAUAGAUUAUACAAGUUAUUUUGCUAAUUAGUUGCUUCAGCAAUAGAGAGAGAGAAGCUGUAAGAUAUUGCCAUUUUCCAUAAGGACUUUGGCAGUUCUGAGUUUUCUCGUCAUGUUUUGUGUGGUUUCAGAUGUUACUUGCCAUUAAUCAAAUUGGCUUUGACCAACAGAACGUCUGAAAUGCCAAAGAUUGAACAACAACGUAUGUUUCAAUCUUUGCUUAAUUUCCACUUUAGAGGGAUGGCUGAGUUCAAAGUACGUUAAACCGGCUUGGCUUGUUUCAGCAGCUUUCUUUUCUAAAAUUGUUGAAUGUGAGAUCUAAUAACUUCAUAAAUAACAUGUGACACAAUACGAAAAUGGUAUGUGUUUUAAAAAAAAUCUCUUAUUUAUUUGUAUUAAUACGAAUUUUGACAUGA
Messenger RNA from Durio zibethinus, 2081 nucleotides. NCBI's taxonomy places the organism in Eukaryota, Viridiplantae, Streptophyta, Magnoliopsida, Malvales, Malvaceae. The record is from RefSeq and is a predicted model, not a curated record.